AGCCACCACAGCUGGCACACCCGGCCAGCCAAUUAUUAGUAUUUCCUUCCUUCCUCCACUCGCCUCACCUUCCUCCAUUCCAAGCCAAUCCGAUCCAAUCCAUGUGCGAAACGCCCCUCGACUUCUCCGUUAUUUACAGUUCGACCCUUCCAGUUUUACACUUUGGUCCCAUGCCCAGUAGAUUUUAAUCCCAACCAGGUCCCCCCCCGGGCGCCAUGCCGACGCCGGUGCCCGCGGCGCGGCAGUGCCUCUCGCCCGCCGCCGUCACCGCCCUCGACGCCGCCGUAGUCUCCGCUCGCCGCCGCGCCCACGCCCAGACCACAUCACUCCACCUGAUCUCCUCCCUCCUCGCCCCAGCCGCCCCGCCGCUCCUCCGCGACGCCCUCGCCCGCGCCCGCAGCGCCGCCUACUCCCCCCGGCUCCAGCUCAAGGCCCUCGAGCUCUGCUUCGCCGUUUCCCUCGACCGCCUCCCCUCCUCUUCGGCCUCCUCCUCCAACGAUGACCCUCCCGUCUCCAACUCCCUCAUGGCCGCCAUCAAGCGCUCCCAGGCCAACCAGCGCCGCAACCCGGACACCUUCCACUUCUACCACCAAACUCAAGCGCAAUCCCCCAGCGCUGUCAAGGUCGACCUCUCUCACCUCGUCCUCGCCAUCCUCGAUGACCCCCUCGUCAGCCGCGUCUUCGCCGACGCCGGAUUCCGCAGCGGCGACAUCAAGCUCGCCAUCCUCCGCCCCGCGCCGCCCAUGCCGCUGCUCGGCCGCCUACCCACGCGCGCCCGCCCGCCGCCGCUCUUCCUCUGCAGCUUCGCCGCUGCCGACGACGCCGACGUCCCCUCCCCCGCCGGGAGCCUCGCCGGCGCCGGCGCCGGGGAGGAGAACUGCCGCCGCAUCGCCGAGAUCCUCUCCCGUGGCCGCAACCCCAUGCUCGUCGGCGUGGGGGCCGCAUCCGCCGCGGCCGACUUCGCUGCUGCGUCCCCGUACCGCAUCCUCCCUGUCGGUCCCACCUCCAUCAAUCAAAUGGAGAUCGGCGUGGCGGCAGCAACGACCACCUCCCCCGGCCUUAUCAUAAGCAUCGGAGACCUCAAGGACUUGGUCCCCGACGAGGCCGACCUGCAGGAGAGGGGGCGCCAGGUGGUGGCGGAGGUCACGCGGGUGCUGGAGACGCACAGAGCGGGCCGCGUCUGGGUGAUGGGCUGGUCGGCCACCUACGAGACAUACCUCACCUUCCUCUCCAAGUUCCCGCUCCUCGACAAGGACUGGGAGCUCCAGCUGCUGCCAAUCACCGACGUCCGCCCUGCAGGAACCACAGUUAUGCCUCCCGCCACCACGGUCGCUGCCUUGUCCAGGCCACCUGCCACUGCAAGUACAAGCUUGAUGGAGUCAUUUGCCCCUUUUGGAGGUUUUUUGUGUGAUACCUAUGAAGCAAACAGCCUCGCAGCAAAUUCUUGCCCUCAGGCCCUGCGGUGUCAACAGUGUAACGACAGAUAUGAGCAAGAAGUUGCAACUAUCAUCAGAGGAAGUGGCAUUACAGCUGAAGCCCACCAGGAAGGUCUACCUUCCCUGUUGCAGAAUGGCAGCAUGAUGGUGGGUCCUAACAAUGGAUUUGAUGCAGUCAAGGUUAGAGAUGAUCAGGUAUUGAAUUCAAAAUUUUUGAAUCUACAGAAGAAGUGGAAUGAGUACUGCCUGCGGCUCCACCAAAGCUGCCAGAGGAUCAACAGAGAUCCUUACCAGUUAUUUCCACAUUACAUUGGUGUUCCAGUUGACAGGGAAAGAACAGCAAAUCCAAGCAAAGGUUCGGGGGCAGUUGCACCUCAAAAGGAGGUUGUUAAACCUUCUGCAGUGUCUGCUUCACUUACCAACACAGCUGCAAAGAGUAAUUCAUCGCCAUCUAUCUCCAACCAAAGGAAUGAAGACCUUGUGUUGAAACUUCAAGUCAGACAAUCAAAGAGUGACGAACACCUUCAAGAUAGGGGUGUGCAAUCCCAACAUAGAAACUCACCAAAUUGUGAUCACGAAGAUCAUGUGUCUCCAUCAUCUGCUGCACCUGUGGCAACUGACUUGGUUUUGGGUACCGCUUGCGAAUCUUCUUCCAAGGAUUCAAGUGCUUCCCAGUGUAAACAUGUGGAGGAUACUGAGGGAUCUAUCCACCUUAUGCCCAAAAAGGUGGAUGACUUAAAUCUGAAGCCUCCACAGCUCUUUGUACAACCUUACUCUUGCUCCAGGAGUUCAUCAAAUUGGGGUCAAAUGUCACCUAGUGCUCUGCAUUCAGCAGCUUCAGGAGGCACCUCUGCCUUUGGCCAAUGGCAGAGGCCUUCACCCCUUGCAGCACAAAGUUUUGAUUUGAGGAAUUACAAGCAACUUGUGGAACACCUGUUUAAGGCAGUUGGGCGGCAGGAGGAAGCCUUGAGUGCUAUUUGUGAAUCCAUUGUGCGGUGCCGGUCAAUGGAGAGGUGCCGUGGCGCAAACAAGAAGAAUGACAUAUGGUUUAGUUUUCAUGGCCCGGACAGCAUAGCAAAGCGGAGAGUUGCUACGGUACUAGCAGAGCUCAUGCACGGCAGCAAAGAGAAUCUGAUUUAUCUGGACCUAAGGCUCCAGGACUCUGGUGACUCCAAUUUCAGAGGAAACAUUGGCACAGACUGUCUUGUUGAGGAGUUAAGCAAGAAGCGGCGAUCUAUAAUCUUCCUUGACAACAUCGAUAAAGCUGACUGCCUUGUUCUGGACAGUCUAUCUUAUGCCAUUGAGAAUGGCAAGUUCAAAGACUGGCGUGGGAAAAUGGUUGACAUCAACUCGAUUGUGGUGUUGUCUUCAAGAAUGAUCCAAGGAUGCAGAAAUGCCUCUCUUGGGGUGGAAGAGGGGCAUGCUUUUUCGGAAGAGAAGGCUCUGACAGCUCGCGGACAUCAACUGAAGAUCUUAGUUGAAUCAGGUGCAACGAACAUCAGUGGAGGCCCUGGUGGUAAAGUGGCUGUUUCCACAAAGCAUUCACUCAGCAACAUUCAAGCAUCUUUGUACACCGGUUCUGUCAGUAAGAGGAAGCUCAACAUUUCUGAUGUCCAAGAAAAGCUUCAGGAAUCAUCGAGUAAUUCAAAGCGAUUGCACAGAGCAUCAAGUGUUCCAUUUGACUUGAACCUCCCAGUCGACGAGGCUGAACCCCACGAUGACAGCAGCAGCAGCAGCCAUGACAACUCAUCCAGCAAUCCAGAUGGAUCUGUUGAGAACCUCUUGCGUUCAGUUGACGAGUCAAUCAAUUUCAAGCCAUUUGACUUUGGCAAACUUGCUGAGGACAUGCUUCAGGAGUUCAGCAAUGUCCUCUGCAGCAUUCUGGGUUCUGAGUGCAGGUUGGAGAUUGACGUUGGCGCAAUGGAGCAAAUACUAGCAGCAGCGUGGUCAUCAGAUUCAGAGGACCGGAGGCCUGUGCGGACCUGGCUGGAGCAGGUGUUUGCCAGGAGCCUUGUGCAGCUGAAGCUCAAGUGUAAGCAUGUGAGCAGCUCUACUCUCAGAUUAGUCGCCUGCGAGGACACUGCGGCGAAAGACGAACGUUUUGGUGGUUUGCUCCCCUCAAGAAUAAUUCUAGAUUGAUGAUGAUGAUGAUGUCUGUCUGUAUAGGAAUUGCUGUAAGUAUUGGUUAGCCCACCCACCAUAGUAUUGGUAUAGAUAGCAUCAUUAUUUGGUCGCUGAAUAAGCUGCACGUACGUAGUCUAGUUGAUGUUGAUGCCUUGGGGUUCUUCUAAUUAGCUAGCAGCUAGCUAGGGUCGUCAUGCCUAUCGGCCCUGCCCCUGUGCCUUCUCCAUAUAUGAUAUUUGUAUAUCACGCGGCAUGCAUGCUUAUCGUACGCAUCCAUCGUUAAUCGUGGGUUGUGCAUAUACAUGUACAUAUGUGGCGUUGCUCCAUGUAUAUAUAAUAUGGUGAUGCAUUGCAUGUAUAGGUUGGCUGGAAUGGCCGGCUGGUUCAUACGUGUUGAUGAUGAAUUCCGUAAGCAGGUUAUUGUUUUC
Messenger RNA from Phragmites australis (common reed), 3988 nucleotides. RefSeq names its product protein DWARF 53-like. The transcript has 3 exons. Lineage: Eukaryota; Viridiplantae; Streptophyta; Magnoliopsida; Poales; Poaceae. The record is from RefSeq and is a predicted model, not a curated record. The coding region runs from base 216 to 3575 and encodes 1119 amino acids. Gene Ontology annotation, molecular function: ATP binding; ATP hydrolysis activity.